Molecule: messenger RNA, 3495 nt
Organism: Oldenlandia corymbosa var. corymbosa
Lineage: Eukaryota; Viridiplantae; Streptophyta; Magnoliopsida; Gentianales; Rubiaceae
Source: the annotation of a GenBank genome assembly
GGCCCGCCCCCGCCACCGGUUUACCGCUUCCUCUUUCCCCUUUCCCACUCCCCCUACUGUUUAUUCUCUACCAUUUCUUUUUUAUUUUUUCAUUUUCUUUCAUCUGUCAUUUCCAUUUCCAUUGUGUUCUUCAAAGAACCUUCCUUCUUCAUUUGCUCUCUCUUUAUAUUUGCACUCAGUAUUCCCCUUAUAAUUUUAUUGAAAAAAAACCCCACUCUAGCUGCUAGAGUGAAAUUUAAAGUUUUAGGGUUUGUGUCUGUGCCGUCGACUUUUACUGCCGUGGGUUGCUGAUUCUCAUCCCUAGAAUUUGAGUAGUAGUCCUGUGCAGUAGUAGUACUGAUGGAUCAACAGGCGAACCUUUUGCCUGACUUGAUCAGUAAUUACAAGUUUGAUGAUGAGAUUGUAUUACCAAGUUAUGACGAAUCUCCUACUCUUCUAAAUGGUGGUUUGAAAUUCAGAGACUACCCUUUAGAGCUCAAUUUGCUGGAUUCCACCUUUUCACCCGAUCCUGGCCCUGGCCUUGGUCUUGGCCCUGCUAACAACCUUCCCAUUUCCUCUAGUAAUAGCUCUGAGGUGGAAUCGCCUGAUGACGGUGACUCAGAUCCUGUGCUCAGAUAUCUUAACCAGAUUCUCUUGGAAGAGAAUAUGGAAGAGAAACCUAGCAUGUUUCAUGAUCCUCUUGCAUUACAAGCUGCUGAGAAAUCGUUUUAUGAUGCCUUGGGCCAAAAUUACCCUCUGCCAGCAGCAUACCAGCAUGAUCAUAAUGCUGGGAGCCCGGAUAGCCUGUUUGGAGUUUCCAGUGAGUAUAGUACAAACAGCAGUACUACUGUUAGUAGUUCUAUCGAUCCCGGGGAGCAUAUAUCGCCAUCUGGUGGGCAGAGUUACUCCUCUGAUUCUUUCCAGUCAGCAUCUCAAAUAAAUCCAACAAAUAUGUUGUUUAGUUCUCCGAGGAGCUUUGGUAGUAGUUUGAAUAAUGGCCGGCAGAUGGACUCAUUUGGGUUUAGUAAUAUGAUUCCGAAUAUUUUUAGUGAUAGUGAGUCCAUCUUGCAGUUCCAGAAGGGGAUGGAGGAAGCUCGUAAAUUUCUACCAACUGGGAAUCCACUGUCUUUUGAUUUAGAUAAGUAUGCGUUACCCCCCAAGUCUUCUGAUGAUUUCUCCAGGCUGGAUUCUCAGGUCAAGAUAGAAAGGGGUGAAAAUGAAGAGUCUUCUUCUAUUGGUGGCUCCAAGGGAAAAAAACAUCUACACCGGCAGGAAAGUGAUUUAGGGGAGCAGAGGAUCAGCAAGCAAUCGGCAGUCUAUGUUGAAGAGGCUGAACUAUCUGAAAUGUUUGAUAAGGUGCUGCUUUGCAAAGGGGAGGGAGCUUGCGAGGAUAUGGACAGUAUGGGGCAGCAGGGGAAUUUAAAUUUGAAUGGAGCGAGUAAUGGAAAAGCAGCUCGUACUAGGAAUCAGGGGAGCAAUCAAACUGAAGCAGUGGAUUUGAGGACGCUGUUGAUCAGCUGUGCUCAAUCAGUUGCUGCUGAUGAUCGAAGGACGGCCACUGAACAAUUAAAGCAGAUCAGACAGCACUCAUCUUCCACUGGUGAUGCAUACCAGAGGUUGGCCAGGCUAUUUGCAAAUGGGCUCGAGGCGCGCAUGGCUGGUACUGGAACUGAAGUUUAUGCAAGUUUAGCAUCGAAGAGGAUCUCUGCUGCUGAGAAGUUGAAAGCAUACCAGGUUUACCUUUCAGCCUGUCCAUUCAAAAAGAUAGCAAUCUUCUUCACCAAUAAAAUGAUCCAGAUGAAAGCCUCAAAUGCGAAAACGCUGCACAUUGUAGAUUUCGGUAUUAAUUAUGGUUUCCAGUGGCCGAUGUUGAUUCAGCAGCUUUCAAGCAGAGCUGGUGGGCCCCCGAAGCUUCGCAUUACCGGAAUCGAGCGCCCUCAACCUGGAUUUAGGCCGUCCGAGAGAGUGGAAGAGACAGGGCGUCGUUUGGCUAGGUACUGUGAGAGAUUCAGUGUGCCGUUUGAAUAUAACGCUAUAGCAUUGCAGAACUGGGAGACCCUUACGGUUGAGGACCUGAAUUUAGUAGAAGGUGAGUAUCUUGCUGUUAGUUGUCUGUUUCAGUUCAACGACCUUCUUGAUGAGACGGUCAUAGUUGAUAGUCCCAGGGAUGCAGUAUUAAGGUUAAUCAGGAAGAUGAACCCUGACAUCUUUGUGAACUCGGCAAGUAAUGGAGCGUAUAGUGCUCCAUUUUUUGUAACUCGGUUCCGGGAGGCCCUGUUUCACUACUCUUCGUUAUUUGAUAUAUUUGAAGCGACCUUACCUCGUGAUUGUCCUGAAAGAUUGAAUUUUGAGCAAGAGUUUUAUGGACGCGAGGCUAUAAAUGUCAUUGCUUGUGAGGGCCCAGAGAGGGUUGUCAGGCCGGAGACAUACAAACAAUGGCAUGUUCGCCAUACAAGGGCUGGUUUUAAGCCCCUUCCUUUGGACCCGGAGGUUAUGAAGAAGUUGAGGGCCAAGACAAAGGCUGGUUAUCACAAAGAUUUUGUCUUUGACGAAGAUGGUAACUGGAUGUUGCAAGGAUGGAAAGGCCGGAUUAUAUAUGCUAGUUCCUGCUGGAUACCUGCCUAGGAUUCUUAAUUAUAACUUCCGUGUGCCGUCGGGCUGCUGAUACUGGGGGCAGCCUCUGGAAUCUUGAACAAAGGUGGUUGUGUUUCUACAGUUCUUAAAAUAUCUCUUCUAUCUUGGCGCGACUUGCAAGGAUGCGCAUCCUAGCACUGGCGCGCGUGCUGCACCAUGUGACACCAUGUUUAUAUGCCAGCCAACUCAUAUGUACAAAGUAUACAAUGAUAUUGUGCUCUACUUGUCCAUUGUAGCCAUCAUCUCUGCAUGAAGUCCCCUCACGAGAUGCUAUGCAUUUCAUGUGCCGUGGGUUGAAGUGGUAUGAGUUUCUUGAUGUUCAUGCCAUCUGCAGCUUCCUGCAGUAACUGCUUCCUUGUUAGGAGUUUAGUUUAAUUAUGAUUUGGAGGGAUGACUAUCGAGACAGAUGAACAUGCAGUUUUGGGUAAACUUCAGACCUACCUACAAAGUAGUUUCAGUCAUUACUAGUGUAGUGUUUUUCGGUUGCACCUUCUUGUCUUUGAAAGCUUCUCUUAGGGCGGUCUGUCGCGUAGGUAUCCAUGUAGAAAUUGAUGGUUCGAUAAUGUAGACUGUAAGUAGGGUAUGCUAGUUUCAGCAAUGAAUGAUUAUCGGAUGAUGGACUUUAAAUUUGGCAAAACGAUGUAUUAUGUAUAUUAUGUCCUAGUUUUGUGUUGUGUUGGCUUAAGCUAUGUGCUCACCUUAUGAAGCAGUGAUCAUCAUCCAGAUGAACUUCAUCAUUAAAGUGUGUGUUCUCUUACCAUACACAGUAGUUAGUGUUGAUUAAUGAACAAUUUCAAUGAUUAUGUCCAUGACUCGAAACUCGCUAGAGUGAUGAAGUGAUAACAAACUACUCUAAUACAGUGAAGUGUGAAUUAAGAGAAG